UCGUGUGAACCCACAUUUAGACAGCAUCUAUGAAGGUAGGUGGAUCACCUUGUUAAGCCGUUGAAGAAGAUAAAGCCGCUAGGAAUUAUAGUAAAUUUUAGAAAGCUAAAUGGAGUGAUAACUACCCAGCAAAAUUUAUAUUUAACUUCAAAAGGAAUUCAUCAACUUUAGGUAAAGCAAAAAAAGAAAUUGCACGUCGGUUCCAAAAAUUUUCUAAACCGAGAAAAUAUAUUUUAUUAGUUGAUGUAGUCAAAAUGAGCCUAUUGCACUACAUAAUCAGAGGAGAAAAUAAUUUUGCAAUAAUUCUUGACCUACUCAUAGCAGGGGUAAAUCCAAAUAGUCCAGAUGCCAGAGGAAAAACACCUCUACACAUCGCCGUUUCCAAAAAUGAGGCCAGUAUAGAAGAAUCCAAAGUUACUGAGCAAGUUGUACGGGAAUUAAUUUAUUUUGGAGCCGACGUGAAUCGUGCGGACAACUUCGGAAAUACUCCUCUGCAUUUGGCCGUUUGUUUUAGGAAUUACAAAUUGAUGAAAAUUCUUCUAAAAUGCAAUGCAGGUACAGAUACGCAGGAUCGACAUGGAAACACUGCAAUGCAUUAUGCCAUUAACAACAACCGAUUGUUACAUUGGACAAUUUAUAACCAGGAUCGUCCUGGAUAUCGAUCACAGGCCGAUUUGAAAGCAGUGAAAUUACUUAUGAACUAUCACCCGGAUAUCAACUUAUAUAACAGUGAAUGUGAAACUCCCCUGAUGUGGGCCGCGAAAGCACAGAACCUUCAAAUUGUUCAAAUAUUACUCAAAAACGGUGCCUCCUAUACUUUGAGAGAUGUAUUCGGUCAUGAUGCUUUGUAUUGUUCUUUAGAUCAAAGAGAAAUAAAUGAGGAAAUUGUUACGGAACUCAUUAAAUAUGGAAGUGAACCUGAAUACAAUAACCACCCUUUUGAAAGUCCCAUAGAUGUGUAUCUUAAAAGACUUCACAAGGCAUCACCUUCAGAACAAAAAAAGGCAGAAUACUUGUUCAAACUUUUUGUAUUUCGUAAAAAUAAUUUUAAGCGUGCACAAAGUCAGGAGAUAGCAAACAUAGGCAGAAAAACGAAAACCAAUCUGUGCCAAUACUUUUGGCAUUGCCGCUUUGAAAUUCAAAAAAUGAAAAUUGAUGAACUAGUAGCAGAUUGUACUGUUUAUGAUUUGGCUUCGAAGGGAUUUUAUUACGGUAUUCCUAAAGAAAUACCUUAUUCAUUUGAAAUUUUUGAUAAAAUACUUGAAAAACUGAAGAGAGGCGAAUAUACCGUAUAUAGUGACAUAAUCGUAUCCAGUAUUUCCAGACACUAUAUGGCUGUUAAAGCUUCAGAAAAUGGCUACUGGUUGGACAGAGAAGGUGAAAAAGUAGAAUUUUUAAAUUUUGACACACGUUAUCGCAUUUGUUACUAUUUGACAAAUUUUGAAAUGCUUAAUUUGAUGCUAGCGUUUUCAUCAACAAGUUAGUUUUUUAAAAAUAUGCAACGUCUUGUAUACAAAUGUUUAAUAGUAUUUAUUUUUGUUAAUGAAUAUUUUUAAAAGGAAGACUUAAACUAAAGACAUUUCGCUCUAAAUAAUGUUGAAAGUGAGGAUAUUUUUGUGAGUCAAGCAUUAUUUGUACCAUUAAGUUAAAAUUUUAAAUUCAUGAUCAUCAUAAAAUUUAAUGCUUUCGAUUUUAUUGUAUAAUAAAAAUAAUCUUUAAAAAUGUUACUUUUUUUAAGUAAGCAUUCAGUUUUAUGCAGUGGUGGACUUCGUAGAAGAUCUAAGAAGUUGUCUACAACAGGGAGGCCGAAUGAUUCACACA
This is a messenger RNA of Argiope bruennichi, 1821 nucleotides long. RefSeq names its product serine/threonine-protein phosphatase 6 regulatory ankyrin repeat subunit B-like. Gene Ontology annotation, molecular function: protein binding. The transcript has a single exon. The record is from RefSeq and is a predicted model, not a curated record. The coding region runs from base 255 to 1484 and encodes 409 amino acids. Gene Ontology annotation, cellular component: cytoplasm; nucleus. NCBI's taxonomy places the organism in Eukaryota, Metazoa, Arthropoda, Arachnida, Araneae, Araneidae.